ACAGAUUCUGAAGUCAAUAUCAGAAAGAAGACAUUCACUGAGGUUCAAACAGAACGAUUGGAGCAAGCAGAACGGACUGUUUUAAUUAAGUGCCCACAAAAACUUAAUGGAAAAAAAUUAUUGCAGUAUUUAUCUAGUCAUGGAAACAUUAACAGUCACUUCUUUUUUGAAAAUCGUGGUGUCCAUGCUUUAAUAGAAUUUUCUGAAAAGGACAGUAUAGCCUCAUUGCAGGAUGCUGUUGGAAUCCCAAGUGCUGCAGAGCAUCAUGUUGUUCCAUUUAAAUCUAGACUUUUUAAUUUCACGCUGAAAAACACAGUGAGUCAAGCUGCUGAAGAGACACCAGUUCACCUCUCUCCUCAGUCUCACAUUCCAGUGACAGAGCUAAUUCAAAAGCUUUGAUAUGCAGACAGUAUAAGCAGUCAGAUGUACAUUCUACUGAAUGAGUAUCAGCUUACAGAAGAAAAUAUCAAGCUCCGAUUUCUGGCCUGUUCUUUGGUUCGGGAUUUUGCACGUGCAUAUUUUCCAGACAGCACAGUAAAGCCAUUUGGCUCUUCAGUCAACACCUUUGGCAAAUUGGGAUGUGAUGUGGACAUGUUUCUGGACUUCCAUGAUACACGAAAGCAUGCUGCAAAAAUGAAAAAAGGUCCCUUUGAAAUGGAAUAUCAGAUGAAAAGAUUACCAUCUGAAAGAUUAGCAACUCAGAAAAUUCUUUCUGUGAUUGGUGAUUGCCUUGAUAAUUUUGGUCCUGGAUGUGUGAACAUACAGAAGAUACUCAAUGCUCGCUGCCCGCUGGUGAAAUUUUCCCAUCAACCGACAGGAUUCCAGUGUGAUCUGUCAGUGAGCAACAGCAUUGCUAUAAAAAGUUCAGAACUCUUGUAUAUCUAUGGCUGGGUUGAUUCCCGUGUAAGAGCACUAGUGUUCAGUGUACGAUGUUGGGCACGUGUUCAUGGACUUACAAAUAGUGUUCCUGGUACCUGGAUUACAAACUUCUCUCUAACCAUGAUGAUCAUGUUUUUUCUGCAAAAGAGAUCACCACCUAUCAUUCCAACACUAGACCAACUUAAAGAACUGGCAGAUGAAAAAGACAAGCAUGUAAUUGGAGGAUAUGAUUGCUCAUUUGUUAGUGAUUUAAGCAAGAUUAAACCUACAAAAAAUACAGAAACACUUGAUGUAUUGUUGGGUGAUUUUUUUGAAUAUUUUGGAAACUUUGAUUUCAGAAAGAAUUCCAUAAAUCUUCGAAAGGGAAAGGAAGUAAAUAAACCUGAGUCGUCUCCUCUUUAUAUCUGGAAUCCCUUUGAACAAGACCUUAAUAUCAGCAAGAAUGUUAAUCAGCCACAGCUGGAGAAAUUUGUAGCUAUGGCCAGAGAAAGUGCCUGGAUUUUACAGAAGGAAGAUAAAACUCAGCGAAUGAUCAAUAAAGAGCCUUGGGGACUGGCAGCCCUAUUGAUACCAUUUGGAAAAAGUAAUCCCAGCAAGAUGAAGAAUAGGAUGAAAGGAAUAGGAAGUGAAACAAUCAGAAGCCUUUUGGACUCUUUAAAGUUAAAUAAUGCAAACAGUCUACAAAAAGCAGUGGGAAAGUGACUUUCAGCACAGAAACACAGUAGCUGAUAUUCUGUUUUAGGAAUUGAAUGUGACACACAGUCCGAAGAACAUUACUUUUAAUGUUUCUAGUGUGGUGAAAUGGAGAGUCAAAUGACCUCUGUUUUCCAUUGUGAUGCUUUUUGUACAGGUCUGCUUUCUUUCUGUAUAUUUUUCUCCUCCUUACUCUUCACUUUUCCAUCUGUUUUAUGAAUGAAAAGCAUUCAAAUGCAAGUUUUACAGAUACAUUUUGGAAGUAGCCUUCAGUUGGGCACUCUAAAAAAAAACAACGAUGAAACAGACUGACAGGAGCAGCAUGGGAAAAAGCCUUUGGGAAUUCUGUUGGCUAACAUACAAAUGAUAGACUAAGUAAAAGCUCGAGAAACAAACACCUUUCAGUGAAACUACAGUUAAAAAGAAGUUGAAUGUUACAACCAUUGCUUCCAUUCCAGUCAUGUUCUGGAAGCCAGUAAAACCAAAGUGCAUGUAUCGAUUUUUGCAAUUGUUUUCCAUUCAUGUAGAUGGUGCCAAGACAAAAUAAAGAGAAUGGAAUUAGAUAGUAGGGUUUGCAGUUUCAUAAAGCAUUGCUCUCCAAGGGUAGUGCAACUGUUUUGUGUUGGAAGAAUUGUUUUCCUCUUGUGUUUACCACCUGAUCUCAAAUUUCUUCAGUCAACUCUCUUUUGUUUUCUGUACCCGUAGGACUGGUUCCCACCCCGCUUGUAUAUACACUCAUGUUUCUCAUUUUGCCUUCAACUUCACUUUAAACCUGUAUUUCAGGUUCAGGCAGGGGCUUUUGCAUGCCCUUCUUGCCUCCUCACUCUCCUCAAAGUUGCUGCCUACUAGGCGACACCAAAGCCUUCCACUCACUAUGCUUUGCAGAGGGAUCUGUCCCUUGCAGAGAUCCAUAGAGAAUCAUAUAUCAUGCUGGAGUUCUGUUCCCAGUCUUGCCUUGUUUUUCAGAUAUUCAGCAGAACGGUGACUGUCCCCCUUCCAGAUCAGAUGGGCCAGCAAGAGUCAAUGGUUCUCAUUGAGUUCUCUGUCCAUCUGCCACAAAAGAGAGUAUUUUCAGAGGAAGGGGGAGAGGGGAGGGACAGAAGUCAGAAAGGGAAAUGGAGGGCAGGCAGAUAGAUUUUUCCAGGUACGUUUGUGAGUAUUCUACCUGUCCAGUUUGAGGGCCACUCGCACAUUAGAACUAAAUGGCCACCGUGAUAACAACUCUACAGACUGUUGUCUUUAUUCUUAACAGAAAAUCUGUACAAGAAAUUACUGUAACUCAGAGAUUAUCAUACAGAUGCAAUAUUGAUGUUUAUGAUUACUGUUUCAUUUUCAGUAUUUUUAGGUUCUUUAAUGUUACAGUGGUAUAUGAUUUUGUGUAGACUUUUUUCUAAUGGUGUAGUCUGAACAGUUAAGACGUGUUUUCUCUUUUCCCUGAGGUAUUAUUUUUUGGAAAUACUGUGGGCAGUAAUGCAUACUUCCAAAGUGCUUGUAAAAACUGGGCAAGGAAAAGUACUUUCCAGCAGUUGGCAGACUAAAGGGUUAGACCUUGAGUGGCAGGAAGACCGUCUUACAAAUCAAUUCCAUAUUAGUUUAUUUGGAGUUUAAAAUAAUAUUUAUAUGUGUCCAUUUCUGAUUCAUGAAUGUUUUCUCGAGUAAUGACUCACAUAGUCAUCAUCUUGGUCACAGGAAUUAAUUCUCAUACUAACUUCUUCAAGAUUGAGCCUUGAAUUUCAAACUUAGUUUUCUACCUAAAUCCUGGUGCCAGGGUGUGAACUUCUUUUUGGAGGCUGGUAUGAAGUUUACUGUAACUUCUUAUUGGUGCUAACCCAAAGCCUUUGAUAGCAAGCAUGGCACUGAUGCUGUAAGGAGUCUGUUGCUACCUUAAUCUUUACAGAACCUAGAGGUACAUUUUCUGCUGUUUCCCCAGCAAUAGACUUUGAAGCUUUUUGAAGAUUAGGGCAGUACUUGAGUACUUGUGAGCUUUCUUUUUUCCAGCUAAACAAAAUGGGUAAUACUGCAGUGCAGUAAUAAGAAAAUGGCUUAUCAGGGACAGAAGCAUACACCAGAACUGUGGCACCUACUUGCAUUAUAUUCACAGUGGUUCACUCUGACAUACGUAGGAAAGAUUUUUGUAAGAAUUUUGACACAUAGACACAGGACACUUGUAGUCAAAUACCAAUGAGCUUUGUAAUUUGGUUAUACAGUUGAGCCGCGCUGAAGCACAUGCUUCAUUUGUAAAUGUGAAUAGGCGUUCAAGCUGCUUAGUAUUCCUUAAAAGGCAGGGCAGAACAUGGUUACUGUACACGCAGCGCCUUUCAGCAUCACUUUUCUGUUUAGACUGUCUGUCCCUUUUGGGAAUAGUUCUGAACCCUUGUCAUGGCGGCAGGCCAAUUUCUGAAAAAAAAGAAGCCGAAAGCAGUGUUGUAGCAAUGGAAAUGCACAGGUGAUUAUUUCAGAUGUCUGCAAGUCCAGGGAGCUGGAGGCCAGCUGCUGAGUGAAGGCUAGAGAUUUCGAGGAGCAGCUAUCAUUGAUGAUGUAAAUAAGCCCGACUGGCAGCUUUCGUAGAAGAGACUGCUAGCUGGGGGUGGAGGACCGACCGUAAGCUUCCCUAGAGCAUGAGCUGUGACUGGGAGAAGAGCUGCGUGACACCGGUGGAACUGAAGCCAUCUGUAGGAAGAGAACCAGACAGAGAAGAGGAGGACCAAGAUUUGAGGGAGUGUAUUUAGCAAAUCAAGAGAGAUGGUGUGAUUAUAAUAAUUUCCUGAGGGCAGCAGCCUUAUCGCAUUGAAGAUGGUUAGAAACAAUCAAUAUGGUUCUGUCAGUAAAAACAAGGGUUGGAUAUUUGUCAAGAAAGGACUAUGGUGAUAGUCUGGAUUUGAGAGCUUGUUCAUAUGGUCCAAAAACACGUAAACAAUGUCUUGGUGAGAAUGAGGCGGUAAGUUUUAGUUACUUCUCAAACUUGGCACUGAUAUGCUAUAUUGGGGGUAGGGCUGUUGGGGAGGCCACGUGUAAGGAACAUCAGUGCGUUAAACACAUUUUUGCCCCUUCCCCUUGCUGGGAAUACUAAAAAGUAUGUGCAGUCUCACAUUCCCUGGCUCUUAACUGGUUAGGGAAACUGAAAACAUUUAAAAGUUCCUUGCCCUGAGAAAAUGCUCUUUGGGACAUUAACUUCAAGUUAACAUUUGUUGCCAGAGAUUUUUUUUUUCCCCCCUAAAUGUUUGACGCUCACAACAGUUGCAGGAGUGGGUUCUGCUACAACUGCCACUGCUCCAUCAUUCCUCCAUAGUUUCCUGGGAAUCUGCAGCCUUGGUCUACAGUUAGCUGCUGGCUGAGCAUCUGUGUGUGAUGCUCAUGGCUAAGACACAGCCACAAAACAGACUUCUUGACUGGUAGCAGAUGUUCUAUUCCUCUGCCUCAAUUUCAAAACUACAGUUCCUGCCUGGGAUUCUAUCCUUUAGACUUUGGAUCAUAGUAAAAUUCAGGUUGGGAGAGACCUCUGGACCUAAUUCAGCCUUCUCCUCAAGCGGGAUCAGCUGUGAGAUUAGACCAGGUUCCUCAGGGCUUUAACUAGUCAGGCCUUGAAAAUCUCCAAGGAUGGAGACUGCACAACCUCUCUGGACAACCUGUUCCAGUGCUUGACUGUCCUCGUCACCCUGAUGAGCUGGUCUGUAAUACACUGCUAUGUGCUUGUCACUGUUAACUGCCAUCCAUCACAAAUGUUCAAGCUGCUCCUUCAUGUAAAAAGCCCCCUCAACCUUCGCUUCUUCCUUCCCUGUCUUUCCUGAGAAGCUUGUAUCCAUCCAUCACAGUGCUCCCACCACAUGUGGGCUCUCCCACCGUAUCUGUUAUUCCAACAGUGCUGUAGAAACAGCACGAGGAGCUUUAGUUCCUCCUGCUUAUUCCCCAGGCUGCCGCAUGUUUGUAUCCAUACAUUUGAGGUGGUCAUCUGUUCAUCCUUUUUUAUUGUUCUGAGGUCCCUCUUGUUCCUGCCACUCUGCAUCUUUUGCUCUCAAUCCAUGUCCACUGCUGCCUCACUUAACUUUGUUAUAAUUGUCCUCCCUUAUUGUUCCUAGCUGAAAGCCUUGAUAUGGACAUUGUUCUUAUCCAGCUUAUAAAGUCCCCUCGACAUUCAAAUCCUGCCUAAAAAUUAAUUUCUAAAAGGGUCUGCAGGAAAAUAAGAGGUUGUGAGUACCAGAUUAGCAUGAUGGAAAAGCAGCAGAAAAUACAUUUGCGCCUCUGCAGGGGAGCAUGGUGGAAACAUCUGAGCUAGCCUCAGCUGUGCUGGUGCAUCUGCAGCGAAGAUAACACCAUGCAGAGACACUCAUGCAGGUGUGGAAGAGGACUCUGCUGCCCAGCAGAGCUUGUCAGCUUGGAUUUGGCACACUGCUGACGCUCUGUUACUUCUGGGUCCAGAGCAGUCGGGCUCUCAGCUGCAACGUAGCUGUACUCUGUGCUUGUGCUGGGUCUGUGGUCAUUGAGGAAACGUGUUCUUACAACAGCAUGUCUUCGUCCUUGCAAAUUUAUUUCUAAGUUCAAUUUAGUUUAUACUCUCGGGGGUGGUCAGGCUAUGUUUUUACUUGACAAAAUUUUGUACCUUUGGAAAAAGGAAAGAUAGAGAACAAACCUUUAUUUAAAUAAUUUUGCCAACAAACUAGUUAAAGGUCCAUGCCAAGCUCAACUGAAGCAAGUUUAGGAUUUCCAGCCUGGGCUGCUUUGGAGAGCUGAUUCUUCCACAAUUAGGAAGUUUUUCAAAGUGAAAUCAUCCUGUUACUGGAAAGCUCUCUCUUCCAAAUGCUUUGUCUUGCUUAUUGCAAAAUUACCACCAAGGUUCUCUUCUAGUACAAAGUUCUUCUAGCAGUCAGGGGUAAUUUGAGGUCACUUUGUUUAAAACAAGGGUUAGGAUUUACACAAGGCUAACCUGUGCCUGGAGAUAAAAUUUCUUCCUCCAAAGUCCUCUUAGUUGAAAGUCUUGAUCGACUGCUUUUGCAGACCCGUUUCUUGUACUUUCUUUAAGUAGAGGGUUGGUUUGCUUUCUUUUGCAGGACCUUCCUGCUUCUUUUCCCCCUCCCCAUUGUCUUUUCAUCAUAUCUCAUCUGAUCUGAUCUGUAAAAAAUAGUAUUUCAUUUGGCCCAUAUUAUUUUGUGGAGCAAUAGUGAAUACAGUUGCAUUCAAGAAACGGGUAGUUCUUAAAAUGUGGCUCUCAUGUUGCAAUGUAACUUUUUUUGACUACUUGAUUUCUUGUGUAGAUUGAGUCUCCAUACUGCCUUUUCCGUGGCCUGUAGAGGGAUCAAUUAGCUGGACUUGAUGUGCCUCACUUACAGUGAACAUGUAUUUUUAGGAAGUCUAUUCAUUUAAGAGACUUGUUUAACACAGUCUGUAGUAUUAGAAAGCAGAAGCUACCUGCAAAUUUUUUGAGAGACUCUUUACCCUUCAGAAUUAUUUCUGUUUUCCCCUGUUGUUAUGAGGAAAAUGAUGUUCAAUUUGUUUCACAGAAAGACUUCAGAGAUAGGUUUUUUGUUCCCAUGCUGAGCUCUCUUGUGCAUACAGAUUUGUAGUCAAUGUAAACAGUGCAGCCCUGUACAGGAAUCUUGCAUGGAACAACUCCCAGAAUAUGUCUCCUAGGUAUUAUCCUCGCAGCCCGACGGGGAAGUAAAAGCACCAUGAAUUACUAAGGCAUAGCCUCCCAUUUGUGUUGCUGACUCCACAGGAUGGAACAAUUCCCAUAAUUCUGUAUCACUUUUUCUCACGUUGGACACAGGCAGAACUCUGCUCUCCUGCAGAGAAAGGUACGUAUGUUAGAAGUCGGAUUGUUAGGUUGUAAAGCAGUAUUAUUUAAAUUCUUUCUGAACAUUUGCAUCUUAAGUUUGGUUUUCUAAAGUCCUUCUCUAGGAGCUAUUGCUGGAGAUUUUCAGGAUGAGAGAAGGAACUGGGAGAAUACAUAAAGGCUUCAUAUUGCAAGUAAUUAGAUAAAUGGUAAUUACUAUUAGAUUAAUUAUCAAAAAUAAUUAUAUAGUGGAAAGUAAUACAUGUAACAAUCCAGCAAUAACAAGGAACACUGCCUAAUCUCUUUGAACCGAUUUUCCUCCCUUAAUUUUCUGUAGUCCUCCCAGUGGUGCAUUACUUCUAUAAAAGGAUGGGAUUUGGGAGAGCAUACUGAAUGGAAAUUACAAUAUCCAAUACAUGGGAGGGUGAGUAUUUAGCCACUGCAGUAAAUAAAAAAGAAGCGUUACUGACGCCAUCGUGAAAUGAGGUUCAGAGAUUUUGUGAGUCCAAAAAUACAACAUAGAGAAUUGUUCUGUGGAUCUUUAGGUGAUUCAUACUGCUUCCUUUUGAAAAUUAUCUUUGGACACCUAUCAAAAGAGGGUUUGCUAUAAUUGCUUGAUAUCUGAGCUUGCAAAGUAAGAUCUCAUUUGAAAUGACCAUGAUCUCUUUGUUGAGACACGAAAGACCUUAGCUAUUACAGUUCUGCACUAAAAUCCAUGUUUAAGAAGGUUUGCGCUGCAGUUGGCUUAGGAAUGUGGAAUAUUAUCAUUUUCAGUUAUUCUAAAAAUGCAAAUGCUUACGGAUAGCAACAGACUUUCACACUUCUCCCACUUAGGCCGUAUGAUUUUAGUUCCCCUUUUUACUAUAGACGGUAUUUCCAAUCUUUGAAAUGUUUUGCAGCAAUUAAUUUUAUAUUUCUUCUAGGAGAUAAAUAACAAAGUAAAAGAUCUCCUCUGUGUUUGUUCAGUAAGUUGCUGUUCCAUUGUGCUGUUGAAGUCUUUGAUGAGAUAAAGAAUAAACUGUCUGGUGCUUUCCUUCCUCAGA
Aptenodytes forsteri (emperor penguin) is the source of this 8382-nucleotide messenger RNA. RefSeq names its product mitochondrial poly(A) polymerase (gene MTPAP). Lineage: Eukaryota; Metazoa; Chordata; Aves; Sphenisciformes; Spheniscidae. The transcript has 8 exons. Bases 424 to 1581 code for a protein of 385 amino acids. Gene Ontology annotation, cellular component: mitochondrion. The record is from RefSeq and is a predicted model, not a curated record. Gene Ontology annotation, molecular function: poly(A) RNA polymerase activity.